AUGCUCGAGCGCGGACUCUUGUCUCGCAUUCUUUAUCCUGCUCCAGAGCCGAGCUACGACCUUGACAGUUUUCCCAACGAGCUUGUGUGGGUUCCUAAACGAAGUUCCCUGGAUGGUGACGCUCCACCGGUGGGAGUGGAGAGUGUGCCAUGCUUGUUGAUGACAUAUCCUUACAGCCGGUAUCUGGUACUGUUCUUUCACAGCAAUGCCGAAGAUUUGGGCCGGUGCUACUCGUUUUGCCACUUAUUGCGCGACAAGUUCCAAGUGCACGUUCUGGCUGUAGAGUAUCCUGGAUACGGCCUGUGCCCAGGUGUGGCCACUGGCAAAACUGUGAUGGAGAAUGCGUUGUCCGCCUUGCAUUUUGCAACGCAGAGCUUGUGUUGGCCGGUCGAUAGCAUAAAGAUAUUUGGCAGAUCAAUUGGCACAGGACCCGCCGUGAAAUUGGCAUCGCUGUUUCGUUUUGCUGGAGUAAUCCUGGUCACGCCCUUCCUUUCAGUAGCAGACCUCUUUAAGGAUAGGGUGGGUCUAUUGUCUGGGCUGGUUGAAGAGUGGUAUCCGAACUUUGAACUUGCUUCAAAAAUAGCAAGCCCGGUCUUGCUCAUUCAUGGUAAAGCGGAUGACAUGAUUGCGUUUCGCCAUGCUGAAAUGCUAUACAGUGCAAUCCCUUCACGGAAGCUGCUGGUGUCACCGACCUCGCUUUCACACAACACAAAUUUGAUGAAUGACAUGAACUAUUUGGUGUUGCCGGCCACUCACUUCUUUUCGCUGCCGGACUAUGUCUUCCACGAUAUGCGGGUGCCGCAUUGGGCCUUCGAUGUGCAGCGCGCAGCGUCACGCGCGGCGUCGCGCAGACCUGCGUGGUCCACGCUGCUUGAGCGCGAGGGCAAAGCUAUCCUUCAGUUUGGCCAUCAAGUCACGGCCAAGUCACAUUUUCUGCUGGCAGGCAAGAUGCAAGUCUCGUCCUUGGCUGGCUGUUGUGGGUCAGGCCAUGUGGCAUCCAGUGUAUGGCCGUCCAUCUUAGGGGUGGACAGCUGCUGCAGUCGGGCAGCGGUCGAUCAGCAUGAGACGGCAGAGAGCACGCAGGUCGGCUAUGACCUGGGCGCCAUGCACGUGUGCGAAACACAGCGCAGCUCGGACCCCUGGAGCGAUCCGAUCCAGCCGAUCGCCGUCUCCAUGCCUCUGGCACAGUUUCGGCAAGAGGACUUUCAAGAGGAGCAGGAGGAGGUGGAGCUGUUUGAGCACGCUGGCGCAGUGUGCUUGCGCAGGGACAAGCCUGAGUCCAUAUCCGUUUGA
Molecule: messenger RNA, 1293 nt
Organism: Symbiodinium natans
Lineage: Eukaryota; Dinophyceae; Suessiales; Symbiodiniaceae
Source: the annotation of a GenBank genome assembly